Pocillopora meandrina is the source of this 3381-nucleotide messenger RNA. The record is from the annotation of a GenBank genome assembly. Lineage: Eukaryota; Metazoa; Cnidaria; Anthozoa; Scleractinia; Pocilloporidae.
GUUAGGACAAUAAUAUGACUUUUACCUAUUGAGUCUUGUCAACAGCAGGGAUCGAUUUUAGUACAGAGGUCAAAAAACUGGUCAACUUUGUAUUGUCUACUAUCAAAAACAAAUUCAUCUUCUUCAAGACCCGUAUUUAAAAGCCCGGUGUGUGGACAGUGAAUAUGCAGAAGGCAAAUACAGAGCGUUGCCAAGGAAAAAACGACCACGGCGCGGAGUCCGAUGAGACAUCUUCCCUUAACUUGUGCAGCUCAUGCGAGCGCUUGGAUGAUGAUGCCACUGAAUUACCGGCACAAAAUGCAUCCACUGAAAACGGCCUGCAAGGAAUUUACCCUUGGAUGAAGGAAUUUCGCUCAAAAGGUACAAAGCAACGUAUAGUAGUUGUAGGUGAUUUUUGUCCUAAACUUAAACGAUACCUUCGCAAGUGGGCGGAGGUCAAAAACAACCCUUUCGUCGCAAAGCCGAUUUCUGUUGUGAUUUUUUAAAAAUUGAAAACCAAAUCUUGCGAAGGAUGUGGAAACGCAUGAAAUAGGUUUGGUUGAAGAGUGUUUGUUUCGUGUUAAGUUCUUUAAUUGUGGAUUAGCGGAAAAGAAUGGCUCCAAGAAUGGGCUCGCCAGCAUGGCGCUUCUCCAUUGUGAAGCAGUUUGCUUGGCCAUUCGAAGGUGCGAACCGUACUAUUUGUGAUCCUUAACAAACAAUUCCAGUUAUUCUACCGGAUAGAUCUUGUAAAAGAGAAUUGAUAGCGUCGUUUUGUUAUGCUAAGACAAUUUUCUGUGGUGUUUCGAAGCCUUAACACGUCGUUGGCGCCAGAAGGAAAAAGACCAAUUGAUACGCCAUGUUCAAAUGUGUGGUAAUCCCUUCUCGCUUGCUGUGCGGGGCAACAAAUCGUUUUGUAAGUCUCCGACCUGUCGUAAUUAACCACAAAACAGUCUCUUCUCAGAUACUUUUGCCUUCCUUCCCCCAGUAUUUUGCGUUUUGAGAUCUACUAAUGCGACGAUAUUUUUGAUUUAGUGUGUUUUUAUGCAUACCCCAUUGCAUUCCGAGGGCAUCACAUGUAUUUAAACGAGCGGUUCCAUUAAUUUGAACAAAACUCCUGAAAAUUAUAUCGUGUUGUACUAAGAAGUUGGCUAUCAUCCUAUGCCAGGCUAUAAUCUUGUACUCUUCGUAAGCGAGUAAUUCUGCCUAAAAAUCGUACUGGAAUUAAUUCAGUGCCGUCGAAUUUGCGUUUGUACUUUCUUCGACUUGAAAUAUUUCAUAUCAAUUCCGUUAGGAAAAGACAAAAUAUCACGAGAUUGGGCACUCAACAGUAUUCUUUAUUUCGCCUUGACUAAAACCUAGAUGUAUGUUGUGAAUUCGCCUUUCUCUCGUAAAGAGCCGUGGUUGAGAUUUUAAAAAAUGAAGACACGUUCUCAGCCAAAAAUUCGGAAGCAUCGAUUCUCUAUUUUUUACAUCGACCGUUGUUUCAUACUUCUCCACUUUUGUAGGAUAACUCGGAUAAAAGGAAGUCAUUUGCUUACAUCCAUAACAAUGCACUGAACUGAUACUUUAAUUAGAAGGUAUUGAGCUUAAACUUAGUUCAUGAGCUAGCGAAGAAUUAGCGAUAAAAUUCAAUUGCAAGUAUUUCCGGAGUAGAACAAUCUUUGUGAUUUACGGUUUUAGAAUUGUCGUGAAACUCCAGUAAAAGCUAUGCCAUUAAAUCAAGGUUUUUCUCUAAGAGGUCUUCAUUGCAAUAAUUGAAUAUAUAUUACCGAAAGGACAAGAUGCAUUUUGUGUAUUGAUAUGCAAGAUGAAAAUGAGACUGGUAAUACAGGACUGUUCUUGUUGACUUUGGUUGAUCAGUGUUCGAAGUGUACUUCUCUCAAAGGUUAUCAUUUUCGUCCCAAUGCACCUAACCAGGUAAUCUAAAUCUUCUUUCACUUACAAUCAAAAUUAUAGAUAUUUCUUUGUUUACAGGAGCACCACAAGAGAAAGCUGGUGAUGAUAAACUUAACCGAACCAUAUACAGUACAAGACAGUUGGUUGAGUUGGAGAAGGAAUUCCACUACAACAGAUAUCUUUGUAGACCUCGUAGAAUCGAAAUUGCUCAGACGCUCGGACUCACCGAAAAGCAGGUGAAGAUCUGGUUUCAGAACCGCAGAAUGAAAUGGAAAAAAGAGAACAAAAGUGUCGAGAAAGCCUUAGAAAAUGAGAUUCAAGAACGAGUUCGACAACUUAGUGCACAAAAUCCAAACGGUUUCGGCAGUUUAUCAUUGAUGAACUUGAAUUCACACCCUAAUUCGUCUGUUUUCAACGAAUCAAACUCUUUUCAGCGAAACUACAAUCCGUAUUCUACUCCAAUGCAAAACUACAAUGGAGGAGGAUUCAUGGAAAGGCCAAGGGCGAUAUGGAGUCAAGGACCAUUGCAACAUUUUUAGUAAUUAUCAAUUAUCAGCGCAGCCGCCGUUAGAUGCUGGCUUCCUGUUGUACAUUUUUUUGACAACCUCGUGAGCGAUAUUUCGCCCACCGAGGGAGAGAAUUAACACUUUGAGAAUGAGUCAUAAUUCUUAUGCUAUUUACAGUUUAUAGAUUUAUUUCGUUCCUGUUAGAGAGACUCGUGGUUUUGUAGCGAGCGAUAUUUAUUUAUUUCCGUUGUGAAAUGAUGUCAGUUUAAAUUCGGGUUAGUCUAAAAGCAAAUGAAUAGUUCAUUUGAGUUAAUGUUCUGUACGCUUUUCGUCUUAACCUUUUGUAAGCUAGUACCCCCUUCAUUUAUUGCCUUUCACGUACAAUGCUAAAACAGAAUUUGUUUGAUAUCAGGUCUUUUCAACUCUUCUAUUUCUGUCCUUAUCUAUGGCAAGGACAUCACACAGGGAGCAAAUGCGAUAAAAUUAAUUCCGGUUGUGAAGUAGUUUUUAACACCUUGUGGGUUCUAUCCCGGCAUUAGUUGUUGCUCUUUCUGUAAAAAAAAAAACUGUAGCUUAGUUAAAGAACAUGUGAGUUGCAACGUUUAGGAUUCGAGCUUCAACGAGCUAAUGGACAGUACUUUCGAUUAUCGACCAUUGCUCAAUUAUAGGUCAAGUUAGAUGCUUUGUUUGCUUCUCGUUGCAAUCAGACUUCGUUCGCGUAGGUGAUGUAAAUGCCUACAGCGAAAAAUUUUAUUGCAGAAUGAAUUUCGAAUACCCGCCCAAUAAUUCUUUUACAUUCUUUCAUUCAUGCAUUUUGUUGAACACAACGUUUCUAAACAACGUGAAAGUUUGGUCAUUAUGUUGCCAAUUAUUAGUUUGUACGUGCAAUUGCGUCUUGCAUAUUUAUUUAAAUGGAUGAAUAUUUUUAGGUUUUAUGUUAUAGUAAUAUAUUUUGGAACCAGAAGUUAUUUGUUGUUGUUGAAUGCUCGAAGUUGACAGA